GAGCCAAGAACAAGAAGAUGGACCAGUUUAUUCGUGAAGCAUUGGAGGGUGAUUUCUUAUGUUAUGAGAAUCCUCCAGUACUCAUGAAUCCAAGUGCCUUUGUGCCUUACAGUGAUCAACGUGCUCCUCGGUUAGGCAAUAAGCCUCCUUAUCCUGGGUCUAAUUCCAUGAACGUGAGCAAGAGAAUGGUGCAGUUCUUGAGGAACAGUUGUCCUUCUUCUACGGCUAAGACCGAUGCUGGAGAGAAGGAGCACGGCAAGGAAAAGGGUUUUCGCCACAUGAUCAAUGAGCGAAUGAGGAGGGAGAAGCAGAAGCAGGGCUAUUUUGCCUUGCAUUCUCUGCUGCCGAAUGGAACCAAGAGUGAUAAGAACUGGAUUGUGCAAGUAGCGACCACGACAAUUGAGCAGCUGGAGAGACAAAAGGACGAGCUGAGAAAGCGAAACAUGGAGCUUGAAUCGAUUUUGUGCAACCAGAGAUUGGUGAAGUGGAGCAGAAUUAGACUGAGGGUAGCCAAUCCUACUUCUGGAGUUGAUUCUAUGAUGGAGGUUCUUAAGUGCUUGAAAAGUUUGGGAUUGAAGACCAGAAAUAUUCAAUCCAGUUUCUCUCCCUAUGAGUUUUCUGCAGAAGUGGAAAUUGAAUCCAAGAUCGGAGGCGCAGUGGUAGAAGCUGCAAUGCAAGAGACACUGCAUGAAGUUGAGAGGAAACUUCUAUCUUCAUUUCCUCAUUUACCUGGAAGGUAAAAGGGGAGAGGAUGUUGUUCUAGGCAGCUUCAUUGGAACCAUUUUGAAUAUUUUGGAGUUG
Fragaria vesca subsp. vesca is the source of this 801-nucleotide messenger RNA. RefSeq names its product transcription factor bHLH92-like. Gene Ontology annotation, molecular function: protein dimerization activity. The transcript has 3 exons. NCBI's taxonomy places the organism in Eukaryota, Viridiplantae, Streptophyta, Magnoliopsida, Rosales, Rosaceae. The record is from RefSeq and is a predicted model, not a curated record. Bases 18 to 740 code for a protein of 240 amino acids.